Messenger RNA from Lacerta agilis (Sand lizard), 1144 nucleotides. Its product is annotated as G-protein coupled receptor 12-like. Gene Ontology annotation, cellular component: membrane. The annotation marks the transcript as partial. Gene Ontology annotation, biological process: G protein-coupled receptor signaling pathway. The record is from RefSeq and is a predicted model, not a curated record. NCBI's taxonomy places the organism in Eukaryota, Metazoa, Chordata, Lepidosauria, Squamata, Lacertidae. Gene Ontology annotation, molecular function: G protein-coupled receptor activity. The transcript is spliced from 2 exons.
GCCGCGGGCAGCGGCGCGGGCAGCGGAGAAGCCGCAGUCGCGGGGGAUGUGGCCGCAGCGGCCGCGGCGGUCAACCCGUGGGACAUCGCGCUGUGCGCCACCGGCACGGCGAUGGCCUGCGAGAACGCCUUGGUGCUUCUGGUGCUCUUCUACACGCCCAGUCUGCGCGCACCCACGUUCCUGCUCAUCGGCAGCCUGGCCCUAGCAGACCUGCUGGCCGGCCUGGGGCUCAUCGUCAACUUCAGCGUGCAGUACCUGCUGUCCUCGCCAAGCGAGACUGCCCUGCUGAGCGCCGCCGGCCUGCUGCUGGCUGCCUUCUCCGCCUCGGUGUGCAGCCUGCUAGCUAUCACAAUCGAUCGCUACCUGUCGCUCUACAACGCGCUGACUUACCACUCAGAGCGCACGCUGACCUUCACGGCAGCUAUGCUGCUGCUUGUCUGGCUGCUCUGCCUGGGCGUCGGACUCCUGCCCCUGCUAGGCUGGAACUGCCUGCGGGAGCCCGGCACCUGCAGUGUCCUCCGGCCAAUUACCAAGGAUAACGCCGCGGUGCUGGCCGUCGCUUUCCUGCUCCUCUUCGCGCUGAUGAUGCAGCUCUACCUGCAGAUCUGCAAGAUCGCCUUCCGGCACGCCCAGCAGAUUGCCGUCCAGCACCAGUUCAUCGCCACCUCUCAAGCCACCUCCACCCGCAAGGGGCUCUCCACGCUCUCGGUCAUCUUGGGCACUUUCGCCCUCUGCUGGAUCCCGUUCGCCAUCUAUUCCCUGGUGGCGGACUCCAGCUACCCGGCCGUCUACACCUAUUCUUUGGCCCUGCCGGCAGCGUGCAACUCGCUCAUCAACCCCAUCAUUUAUGCUUUCAGAAAUCCGGACAUCCAGAAAUCCCUCUGGGUAGCCUGCUGUGGGUGCAUCACCUCCGGCUUCUCCUCUCGGCCCAGGACAUCCAGCGACGGAGGGAGGCGUGGCGAAAGACUCGGACAUUUGCCAAAAUCUGUGGCCAAUGUGGAAUUCAUCCAAGGGUAAACUGCAAGAUAAUGUUUCAAAACAUAACAAAUCUUGGUCUGCUUUCUUGAUUAACUUUUUCGCCUCUAAAAUUUCUUCUCCUUUGAUUGAAAGCAGGAUUCUCAGGAAAGGCGUUUGCGGGGAGCGG